GGACGCGCCGAGCGGGAGUAGUCUCCUCGCGACCGUCCGGAGAGGUGGUGCGUCCCGCGGCGCGGCACGAAUGACACCUGGCAGAAGCACGUAAUUCGGAGCGCGCUACCCUGAAUCCUGUGAUUCGAGCGCUGCGAUCCACCUCGGCUGGCUAGCGGUGCCUCCCCCGUCCGGUGCUCCCGUGUUCCGCACGGGGAUGUGUGUCUAGUGCACGACGAGAGAGAGAGCGCGCGAUCUUGUCCUCUUGACAACAGCUGCGGAGAGCAGGAGCAUUACGCACGUAAUUUAGAAAUUUCCACUCCAAAAUGGGCUGUUUAUCGCAAUGCGCCAAGUAUUUUCUCUGCUUCUUCAACUUUGUGUUUUUUAUCGCCGGAGGAGCGGCACUGACGGUCGGCAUCUGGCUUUUCGCCGACAGAAGCUCGUUCAUCAAUCUCAUUAGCAAACUCGAUCAAUCCGAAAUCUUGAACAAAACAGAUGCCGAUGUCAUCAGGAUGAUUUCUUACAUUCUUAUCGUAGCCGGCGCUCUCACAUUUAUUAUCAGUUUCCUUGGAUAUUGCGGUGCCAUGUUCGAGUCUAGAUGUCUUCUCUGUGUCUAUGGCAUUCUAAUUGUGCUGGUUUUAGUCCUGGAGUGCGUGGUAGUUGGCCUUGCUUUUGGACUUAAAGGAGAUGCCGAAAGGGGUAUGCAGAGUUUCUUGAAAUCAACCAUCAAGUAUUACGCAACUACCGCUGACAAAGCUGAGACAGUAACAGUUGCAUGGGAUGGUAUCAUGACUCAGCUUCAUUGUUGCGGCGCGGAGAGCUACCGAGACUUCAGCGAAAACACGAAUUUGACUGGAAAGAUGGUACCUGAGGCCUGCUGCAUAAAGGAGAAUGGUGUUCUGAAGGAUCCUUCGUGUCCGAUCAGUCCCACCGCGUCUAACUCGUAUUAUCAGACGGGUUGCUACAAGGCUAUAGUGAACGCUAUCGAAGAGAAUGCGGCGAUAGUGAUUGGCGUGGCCGCUGCUCUGGUCUUCAUCGAGCUCCUGGUUAUUAUUCUGGCGCUGUAUCUCGCUUGCUGUUACUGGCGUCCACAACAUGUUUAUCGAUGCGUAGAACCUCCCAGCAAGGAGUAACUUCGAGAGCAGAAUAUGCUAAGCUUUCUGCCGUGAAAAGAACGCAGUUCUUUUUCUUUUAAGGACUUCGCGAAUAUAUCUCGACUCUGUGUUUGUAUGCGUAUAUGUGAUAUACACGUACAAAACGUAUCUGUAUAUGUGUAUGUACGCACCUACACAAUGUAUGUAUAUGCAUAUAUGUGUGUAGGUAUGUAUACGCAUACGCACAUACAUGUAUCUUCGCGUUUUCCCACGCAAUGGCGACGCAAGUCGAUUUCAGUAGCCAUCGUGCCGCAUCCAGCUGCAUAAUCUGAAAAACACGAUGACGUAAUAAGAAUUUGAAAAUGGGUUGCGAAUCAGAAGCGAUUCACGGAGCACGUUUACUUUAGUAAUAAUUAACUAAAAAUCUCAAUCAGGCAGUCGAUCACGAUCGCUUUCGCUAUUCGAGCACUUUGACUGUUCGCCAUUGAUGUACAAAUUUCUAUGAAAAUUGCGUUGAGCGGAAAAACACACGCAACGUUUCGUGGUGUUGUUUGUUAACGUCGAAUCACCGUCAAGUUGAUUAUCGCAUGUGCCAAAUUAAACGAUCAACAUGUGCAUCAAAUCAAUCAUGACUACCCUAAAUAAACGUUGAGAAUUUUAUUCUGACGUUAUAUAAGAUGCCAUGAGCCAAACGUAUUUGCUUUCAUCGAGAUUCAAUUAUAUUGAAACUAUAUUGUGAUAUAAUGUCAUAGUUGAUCUUGAGAAUAUUCAUUAUUAUUGUAACGAGUAGCUCGUUCCAUUGACAUUCCUCAAUGCAUGUUGAAGAUAAUCCCUCUUUACCGUUCUGAAGAAACUAAA
Ooceraea biroi (clonal raider ant) is the source of this 1931-nucleotide messenger RNA. It is a transcript of the gene Tsp66E, whose product is annotated as Tetraspanin 66E. Lineage: Eukaryota; Metazoa; Arthropoda; Insecta; Hymenoptera; Formicidae. The record is from RefSeq and is a predicted model, not a curated record. Gene Ontology annotation, cellular component: plasma membrane.